Molecule: messenger RNA, 714 nt
Organism: Rotaria socialis
Lineage: Eukaryota; Metazoa; Rotifera; Eurotatoria; Philodinida; Philodinidae
Source: the annotation of a GenBank genome assembly
AUGGGUAAUCGCUCAGCUAGAAACAAUCAAGCCUACGGAUCUGGUGAUCCAUAUUUAAAUCAAUACGGUAGUGGUUAUGGUUAUGGUGGUCAACCAGGACUAUCUGGAUAUGGUUCAAACGGAGGUUAUGGAACCGGUGGUUAUGGAGCGGGUGGUUAUGGACCAGGCAAUUAUAGCGCGACUACACCAGGAUCUCUGAUUCCAGAACAAUGGGCAGAAACACAAUGGGUUAGUCAGUAUGUUCCCACAGUAGCCGGACGACAAAAGCGACCAGUAAUUUAUAUUGCUGCUCCUAUGCCUGCAGCAAAUCCAUGUGGUGGAUUCGGUGGUGGUUUAGGUGGUGGUGGUUUCGGCGGUGGUUUAGGUGGUGGUGGUUUCGGUGGCGGUGGUUUCGGUGGUGGUCUUCCACUAGGCGGUGGUUUUGGUGGUGGUCUUCCAUUGGGAGGAGGUUUUGGUGGAGGUCUCCCAGCUGGAGGUGGUUUCGGUGGUGGUCUUCCGCUUGGAGGUGGUUUUGGUGGUGGUCUUCCAUUCGGAGGAGGUUUUGGUGGAGGUCUCCCAGCUGGUGGUAGCAAUAUGGGUUAUCAAGUAUUACCAAUGAUGACUGUUGCUUAUGGUGGUGGCAUCCCACCCAUGGGUGGUCAAUACGGUGGACUAGGCGGUGGAUUAGGUGGUGGACUAGGUGGUGGACUAGGUGGUGGUUUACCUCUCUUUUAA